Messenger RNA from Populus trichocarpa (black cottonwood), 1926 nucleotides. RefSeq names its product mediator of RNA polymerase II transcription subunit 8. The record is from RefSeq and is a predicted model, not a curated record. The coding region runs from base 37 to 1692 and encodes 551 amino acids. The transcript has 12 exons. Gene Ontology annotation, cellular component: mediator complex. Lineage: Eukaryota; Viridiplantae; Streptophyta; Magnoliopsida; Malpighiales; Salicaceae.
AUCUAAGCCAGAAAGAAAGAAAGAAAGAAAGAAAGAAUGGCAGCAAUGGAAGGGGUGAUGCAAGACCAAUCACAGCUUCAGAAUCAACAGCAACAACAGAUGGUGGUGCCAGAGAGACUGAAUCACGCAGUGCAACAACAGCUCAAUUUGGAGUCUGUAAAGACUCGAGCAAUCAGCCUCUUCAAAGCCCUCACUCGCAUCCUUGAAGACUUUGACGCCUAUGCUCGCACCAACACCACCCCUAAAUGGCAAGAUAUUUUGGGGCAGUAUUCCAUGGUGAACCUUGAACUUUUCAGCAUUGUGGAUGAGAUUAAGAAGGUUUCGAAGGCUUUUGUUGUGCAUCCAAAGAAUGUUAAUGCUGAAAAUGCUACAAUACUACCAGUUAUGUUAUCCUCGAAACUACUGCCAGAGAUGGAAAUGGAUGACAAUUCCAAGAGAGAGCACUUGCUUCAGGGGAUGCAAAGCUUGCCAAUAUCCUCACAAAUCGAGAAGUUAAAGGCUAGAAUAGAUAUGAUUGCAGCAGCCUGUGAAGGUGCUGAAAAAGUAUUAGCAGAUACUCGUAAAGCCUAUCAGUUUGGCACCCGCCAAGGGCCCACGACUCUUCCAACUUUGGACAAGGCUCAGGCUGCUAAGAUUCUAGAACAAGAGAACUUGCUUCGAGCUGCUGUAAAUGGUGGUGAAGGCCUACGAGUAACUGGAGACCAGAGACAGAUGACAUCUGCACUUCCAGUGCAUUUGGUGGAUGUGCUGGCUGUGUCCGAUGGAAUGCAUAGCUUCUCUGAUUCUUCUGGGAUGUAUAUGAAGAAUACUCCGCCAAUUUCGAAUAGCAUCAAUAACCAAGGGUCUUUGUUACAGCAGCCUACUGGAACACCACUUCAUGGAAGAUCAGCUGCAUCUCCUUCUGCUGCCACGAGUGCUACUUCAUUUGACCACACAACACCAUCCCCGCUGCCAUAUGCCAAUUCACCUCGGUCUGGUACGAACAUGAUGAACACACCUUCUCCUCAGCAACAAGUUCAACAGCAGCAGCAGCAGCAGCAGCAGCAGCAGCAAAGGCAAAAGAUAUUACUUGCUCAGCAACAGCUGAGGCAAUCUUCUUUGCAAGCUUUGGGACAGAACCAAAUGUCACAGAUGCAUGAUUUACAGAGCCAGGGGCAGCAGAAGUUUCAGCCGUUACAUGGACAACAUCAGAUGCAGUAUUCUCAGCCAGUGGGCCACCAGCAAUUUCAGAGUAGGCAGCUAUCCUCCGGACAUGUUCAGCAUGGCAUGGGUCAAAGCCAACUCAAUCAAGGAAAUCAGUUAAAUCGUCAUUUAAGUCAGUUUUCUAGCGCUGCUAAUACUUCAUUGUUCAAUACUGGUCAGGGAGCACCAAACACCCAGAUGAUUCCAAACAUGUCUUCCACGAUGUCAUCACAGCCACCUGUAACACGAAUGCAGUUUGGAUUAGCUGGUAACAAUCCCCAGAGGAGUCUUGCUUCCACGGUUCUUAAUGAUCAGAUGUAUAAUAUGGGAGUAUCCAAUCCUGGUGGUAUGAUGCCCAUGCAGCAGCAGCAGCAGCAGCUUGGCUCUCAAGGUGCGUUUGGUAAUAUGCAACCAAAUGCUCAGAAUUUACAGUCAAGCAUGGCAGCGCUUCAGAAUGCAUCACAGAACCAUCCCAAUUUUGCUCAACAGAGACAGCAAAAUCAGCAGUAGCCAUGAAAUAGCACUGUAAUAUUCAUCAUUUCUUUUUCCUGAUGAAAUAUCUUGCAUACAUGCCAAUGAGGCAAUGGUUAUCAAAAUUUGCUAUGUUGAAAGCAUGUGUAUCCAUUGGUAAUUAUGGUGUGUAUUCAGUGUGUGUCUUAUUGUUUCAUUAGUUGAUAGAGCACGUAUCUUAAAGAGUUCAUUUACCAGUUGAAAGCUGCUAUUAGAAAGCUGUAUUACGCUGUC